Dalotia coriaria is the source of this 683-nucleotide messenger RNA. Its product is annotated as nucleoside diphosphate kinase-like. Bases 109 to 636 code for a protein of 175 amino acids. The record is from RefSeq and is a predicted model, not a curated record. Gene Ontology annotation, biological process: UTP biosynthetic process; GTP biosynthetic process; CTP biosynthetic process. Gene Ontology annotation, molecular function: nucleoside diphosphate kinase activity. The transcript has 2 exons. Lineage: Eukaryota; Metazoa; Arthropoda; Insecta; Coleoptera; Staphylinidae.
UGAACUGUCGAAUAGCCCUGAAAUUGAUUGUCUGCCAUUAAAAUUAGCUGUCAAUGUGAAAUUAUCAUAAAAAAUCUUCGUAUAAAGGAAAUUUCUAGUAAAAUUAAAAUGAAUUCAUCCAAAACUCUUCACAAUCUUAUUUUGAGACAUUUGUUAACACAAAUUAGAUAUUGCCAUGCAGAAAAAGGCGAAAGAACUUUCAUAAUGGUCAAACCAGAUGGCGUGCAACGCGGUUUAGUCGGAAAAAUCAUCGAACGCUUCGAACGCAAAGGCUUCCAACUUGUCGCUUUGAAAAUGAUGUGCGCAGGCGAAGAUCUCCUGCGUAAACACUACAAAAACAUCGAAGACAAACCCUUCUUUGACAGUAUAGUAAAAUACAUGAGCAGCGGACCAGUAGUACCAAUGGUAUGGCAAGGCCACGGCGUAGUAAAAGCAGGCCGCACAUUAUUAGGACAAACAGAUCCUGCCGCAAGUGCCCCAGGCACCGUCCGAGGAGAUUUCGCCGUUAACAUAUCACGCAAUGUCUGCCACGGCUCAGACUCACCGGAAACCGCCCAACGCGAAAUCAAACUCUGGUUUAAAGAUGGCACACUGGACUGGAACUCAGCACAAACAAAAUGGCUACUAGGAAAAUAACACAAAAUUUAAUUCAGUAUAAAUAUAACGUGUAAGUAUAAACAUUA